UUAAUUUGCUGCCAGACUUGCUUGCCAUUUCGCCUUUUGGAGUGUUAACGAACUACUGUACUGCAAGACUGAACAUCACUAUCUUAUGACCACAUUCGUAAAUUUAUUUUUUACCACAAAAAAAACAGACCCUUAGUUAAUAGGAUGUUGGAAUUUUACUGUUGCACUUCCGCGAACGGGAACACCUUAACUGUAAAGUCUGUGCUUGGUUUCAUACUCACAUUUGUCAAUAAAUAACACGCGAUUUCAAACCGGACGUGCUACAGCGUGCAAUUUUUUUAUUUUCUUAUUUCAAUUGUAUUGUAAUAUACAUUAGUAAUGGAUUUUUCAACUGCUAAAACAGCCGUUCUCGACUUGCUUUCCAAAGUAGAAUCUAGUGAACUCUCCAAACUCGUUCAGUGGUUAAGGGUAUCCAAUGAACUGGAUGAGUGCUGCACUGACAACAACGACAUUAUACUUAAAAGUAUUGCAGAAGAUCUUAGAAGUUGUUUACCUGUGGAAGCAAUGGUUAAAUCAGAAUCCAGAGCUAUUCAGAAGAUGCAGAAGAAUCCAGAACCUACGAUUCAUGUAGACGCGUUCCUAUAUGAUGAGGAGUUUGUUGACUCUCUGUGUGAGGAGGGGAAGAUGAGCAGGAACUACUGUUUAAACUGUGGAUCCCACAACACUUCUCCUUUGGGUUUCAUCUCACACUCUUUCUCCACAAUGGAACUCAAGUUUCUUUUCCAUCAUGUAUUACCAGAUCUGACAGGAAAAGUGCUUGUUGAUGUGGGCUCCAGACUUGGGGCUGUGCUGUAUGGGGGCUAUUUAUACAGUUCUGCCUCCCAGUUAGUCGGGGUAGAGAUCAAUGCGGAUUUCUGCCAGCUUCAGCAAAUGGCAAUCACAAAGUAUCACUUUAAAGACAGAAUACAGGUAGUCCAUGCAGACAUUUGUUCCCAGAGUUCCCUCCUGCAAAAUGCUGAUGUCAUAGUUAUGAACAACGUAUUUGAAUACUUUCUUGAUGCAGAAGAACAGAGCAGGGCAUGGCAAUGUGUGAGUCAACAUACAAGAAAGAAAGGAGCCUUAUUGCUAACUGUGCCAAGCCUUCAAGAAUCAAUUGAGCGACUUCAGUUUUCUAUACAGCUUAAUCAAUGGGUGGAAGAAGUUCCCCUUGACUAUGAAGUAUAUCUGGGGCAGGACACUGAUGCAGAUGCACUGAAGCAGGUCCAUCUCUACAGAAUACUUUAACUUAUCAAAGUGUUUAGGACAACAUCUAUACCAAACUACUAGUGCCACAAUUCAGAAAGAAGGUGGUAAAACUCCUAAGGAGUACUAACAUUUGAAACUGCUGUUAAACCGCAUGUAGCCAAGCAUUUCAACAGACUCUGAGCCUCCUAGUUCUUGGAUUCCAAAGGUUGUGAAAUAUUCAUCAUGCUAAAAUAAGUGUGCUGUAGUUUGUAAAUUACAAUGGCUUUGCCAUGCGUAGGCCUUUUAUUCGCCACACUGUUUUUUGUUAUAUAUAUAAUUAAAAUAAGCCAGGCUCUUUUGCAUAGUAGUUAAGCCUGUGGAUCUGGUUGCCAAACCCAUGUCUGCCUAAGGAAAUCGGAAGCCAUCAUCUUUAACAAAUUUGUGAGUUAAAGCUGUUUGAAAAGGACACUCAAAGACAUGCUUACUAACAUAUUUUUGUAUAAAAAAAUACAAUUUGAUUCAGAACAACAACAAAAAAUCAAUUUUGCAUGUUUGAAUAAUAUCCAAAUUGGACAAAUAAAUCUAGAUACCUGUGCUGAAAAA
Acipenser ruthenus (sterlet) is the source of this 1767-nucleotide messenger RNA. RefSeq lists its product as uncharacterized. The record is from RefSeq and is a predicted model, not a curated record. Gene Ontology annotation, molecular function: S-adenosylmethionine-dependent methyltransferase activity. Lineage: Eukaryota; Metazoa; Chordata; Actinopteri; Acipenseriformes; Acipenseridae. The coding region runs from base 319 to 1224 and encodes 301 amino acids. The transcript is spliced from 8 exons.